UCACACUGUGAUAUUCAGCCUAGUUUAUUUCGCGGUAUUGAAAUGUGAUGUUUAUGAUAAACAACAAAUAACGUUACUUGCAUAGAACAAGUCGAGCAACAUGUAUCCAGUGUCCUUUGCGGCAUUUCAAAAGUUAAUCGUUAAUUUGUCUGAAAUUGCAAGUGAGUUGAAAACUGCCAAUGGAGACAAUAGAACGUUGGUCGAGUGGAGCAGAUGGUACUACAAAGAGUUCUACCGGAAUCCCAGCAUACGGGCAAGGUUCCCUGUCAAGGUGGCGCCGUGUCCCAGGCGGACACGCGACAACUUGCUUAAAGUACCGGAGCCAGGAGGAAUUUCACAAAACGAUGUUGCAAACGUAGCAGCUGCAGGACCAUCUCAAGUAGAGCAACCCGAAGUCUUAGUUGAAGGCAGCCAGUUGACGACGCUCGCUGAAACCGCGAAGUCCCAUGAUGCAGUUGAAGGCGUUGCAGUUGAAUGUAAACCAUCAGGAUCGGAAUCUCCAGACGUAAUUGUUAAUGUGGAGAGAUGUGGCGCCUUCAUCUUUCCGGUAUCCUUUGAUGUAUUCCUACAGUGCAUCAAUAAGAUGUUACUGUUCAAAAAAAUUGUCAGGAGCAUAGAACACUGCCUGGUCCUCUUGUCCGACGAUGAGCGUCGUCUUCUUACACUACAAAGGUUCUACAACCGCUUUUACAUGUAUCCAGAAAAGCGAUCCCCUACGAAUAUCUUCAAUGCAACUACAGAAAUCCCUUUGGAAAAGUUGCUUGAAUCUGGGAAACCACUGGACAAAAAAGCGGUCAAGACUGUGGCGGAGCUUACUGCAAUGAAAUCCCUUACGAAAAAUUCCAUCGUCAGCUUCGAGGUAUUUAAGAAAAAUAUGGCAAACUUAUCGGACAUUGUGGAGCAAAUGAGGCAACUGGAUGCUAAUUAUGCGAGCAAGGAUGUCCAGGAAUGUGCCCUUGACUAUUACCUGGCGUUUUACAUUACUCCGAGGAUCCGAUAUAAAUACGCAUACAAAUUAAAACCUUGCACGUCGACUUUCAAGGCCUGCAUGCUGUCCAUUCUCGGCAAAGAUAUUGCCGAAAAGCUUAGGAAAAGCCUCCCUCAGUUAGCUAAUCCCUCGCCAGGACUUGAUUCGCGCAGGCCCAACACUUCAUAUAUUACUGAGAGCAAAGGGUCAUUAGGGUCGCAGAAUACCAGUGGCUCUUCACAAAUCCAAACCAGUCCCAGCAUGGAGGUUGCCCACGAACCGAGUGAAGGUCUGUCCCAGUUAGCUACUCUUUCGCCAGAGAAUUGUGCUGCGGGAGCUAUUAGCACGACUGAAGGGCUAUCGAGUUCACAUAAUACUUUAGAAACUUUCGAAAACCAAGCUAAUCUCAGGAACGAUGCCAACAAACUAAGCAGAUGUAUGCCGGCAUUAGCUUCGCCAGAACGCCAUCUGCACAGUUCGAAAGCCCCUGAGAAGUCAUCUGAAGUCUUAAGUCCCCAAGUUAAACCCCAUCAGAGCAAGGAGGUUGCCGAAGAACAAUCAGAUAGAGCGCCCCAGUUAGAGAUUCCUCCGUCAGGUUUCGAAGUGCCCAUGUCCAAGACACCAGAGAGUCCUGCUUCAAAAACCAGAGCUUCGGACGAGACCCCAGCCAAACCUGAAGAGAUCACAGAUUCUACCGAUGUAUAUGAGACUUCCUUUGUGACGGAUGUUGAAGUGGACCUUAAAAAACAUGGGCGCUUUAUUUUUCCCGUAUCACUUGAAACUUUUCGGCAAUAUAUUAACUAUGACGAGAUUAUCCGAGCAAUUCUAGUAAAUAAUCACAUUAAAGACGAACAUCAACUGUCAAAAUUAAUUUCUGAUCCUUCGCACCCACAAUGCAAAAAAUUUUUCCGCCAGUUUUACAAUAAAUUUUAUGCACGCAAUGAUGUUCGUCAAAGAUUCAAGUACAAAUUCAAUUGCCCCAAUCCUAAGAUGCUGGCUAAGCUAAAACAAAAAGCUAAGCCACUUGAUGAAAAGGCUCUUUUUACAAUGAAUCGAACAGAUAAUGCAAAAGCAGUAAACGAAUCCAAGUCCCAGGUACCUUUCACUCCUAAAACAACAACAGAAAAUUGUCCACCAAAUCCCAUUUCUUUAGAGAUGUUCAAACGUCAUGUGAGCAAUCUCGAUGAUAUUGUUAAUGAGAUGCAAAAAUGCGAUGAGUACAAAGAAAAAAGCAAGGAGGAGGUAAUUCAGGACUACUACGAGGGCUUCUAUUCUGGACCAGACAUGAGGGAGAAGUUCGAGUGCCGAUUUAAACCGUGUCCCAGCAAAAAAAUAAGACAAUUGUUAAGUUUUCCACCGAAAAACAAGGAGCUACCCCCAAAGAAUCCAAAUUGCCAGGUGGCUUGUACCACAGAAAACCUAAGCGAUGAAAGUUGUCUGCAGUCAUCCAGAAAUGUAGUACGAGAAACGCAAAAUAUCACCGAAGAGAACAGACCAAUAGCUGAACAUGAAAGUAUACCAUCCACAAGGACGCCUAGUUCUAAUGACGACAAGCCCGGAGAAGAGUGUCCACCAUACCCUGUAUCCUUAGAGCUGUUCAAAAGUCAUGUGAGCAAUCUAGAUGAUAUUGCUAAUAAUAUGCAGAAGUGCGUUGAGUAUAGAGGAAAAUCCAAGGAUGAGGUUAUUCGCGACUACUACAAAGGCUUCUAUUCUGGACCAGAGAUGAGGGAAAAGUUCGCAUGUCGAUUCAAGCCAUGUACCGGCCAUAUACUACAACAAUUGCUUAGUUAUCCAGGGAAAAAUGUGAAUGAUUGUCUACAGGAAACUGAUUGCCUGGCGACGUGCACCACUAGAACACCGCUCAAGGAAAGUUGCCUUCAGUCCAAAAGCGAAAUGUCGUUACCUGUUCGCAGAAAUGCUUUAGAAAUCUUAAUGAAAAGCAGAAAAAGGACUAAAGUCGCAAAGGAAGCGAUCAGCAGUAAGCCGAUGACUACACAAAACACGUCUCAAUUUCAACCAGAGCCUUUUCCCGAAGACGCAUUAGUUGUCCCAGAAGACGUCACUACCAACCAAGGCACACAGCCACUGGAAUUGCAGCAUGAACUAGAAGUUACGGAACCCAUAAAAGAUUAUAUUCAACUAAAUGCUGAGAGGCUUUAUGAAUUAUCGAGCAAACUGAAGAUCGGGUGGAAUUAUACGGCCCAUAACUUUCUCGAUAAAUUAUUUAAAGGAAUCAACUGCCCAGUAACACAAGCAUUUCUAGAAGAACAAUAUAAAAGGUAUUCCGUAUCUACCGGGCAUAUUGUUGCCAAUACCAUUGCUGCUGAAGAAAAUGAGCCACAAUUGUCUUCGAAUUCGGUUGACAUAGAAAGUGUCUGCACAGCUCAAACAACAGCAACUGACACACAAGCAACUGAAAUGCAUACAAUUCCGAAAGCGUUGGAUCAGAGUUCAGAGCCAACGAAAGAAAGCAGUUCAGUUAAUUUAAAUAAUAACCUGGAAAGUCCGGCUAAGAUUAAAAUGAUCCAUGCUGAAUCAUCUAAUAAUUCAAGAAACUCUACGAACAGACCAAACACUGAAAUUGAAGCUGGAUCGACAAAAAUUCUGGAAGAUGGAGCAAGGGUUACGACCGAAGGAAAUUCCGAAAAUGAAAACAGUUCAGUAGAGAAAAAAGAAAAUCAAUUUCUUCUCGAAAGAGCGAAGGAAAUAUUUUUUGCAGAAGGAAGCAAGGAUCACAAUCUUAAGUAUUUGAUCUGCACAAGUGAAGGGUUGAUGAGAACCAUUUGGCGCAUACUCUACCAAUUAGAUCUUCAAGAAUUCUCCUAUUACACAAGUAUUCACGAUGGCGAGGACUUGUACAAAAGCGAAGACAACUUACACCUUUGCUUUAGGCACGUCGUGGACCAUGGCAAUUGGCCUGUAAAUCUAUGCGUCUUAUUGCCACGUUUAAAGCACCUACUCCACAGUAAGGGAGUGCAGCUGGAUAGGUUAAAUCUGUCCAAAAUAUCUCCGAAAAUUUUUAGCCCUUGGGAAUUGGGUACCUAUUCGGAUUUCGAUCAAAUUGUUGCACAGGAGUACAUCCAUCGCACUGGCGAGGAAAUUGAGGAUGUGGUAAAAUUGUGUCAAGAGAGAGAGAAACUAUACGCCUGCUGUUGGGCUCACAACCAGUGGUUACCACGAGCUCCACAGAUCGCUAAUGAGACACUUAAUGCUGAACUCGGAGAGGUGGAGCCGGUUAUAGAAAGGAUUUUAUUGAAGAAAAUUUGUGGCGUAAAAGAUGGGGAUGAGAAUAAACCAACUGAAAUAGUAUCAAUUCCCUCAAGUCCAAGUACUGUUUGUAGUAGAAUAUCGACCCAACCUGCUGAAGAUAAACUUAGUCAGCAGCCCUCACAGCUCAACAGUUUAAAUUUUGUGGACGUGACGGGUGUUGAAUUAGCUUCGCAAGUACCACAAAUGGUAGUCGAUCCUCUAGUAUCCAACCAAAUUGAGGAAACAUCACAGGUGCCAGAAACUCAAUAUGAUGCACCAGCGUCAUUGCAAAUGGCAUCUGUCAAGCAGGAACCCAUCAGUUUUCUUAAUAACCAACGCGCAUUUUGCGACUCCGAAAAAUGCCAAUGGGAACACAUUAAUCCCGAGGAGCAAACAAUAGACUUGGACUCUACCGAAAGUGAUGGACCAAGUCUGUCCUGCUUUGCCAUACAAAAUCAGAAUUCCGAGGACCAAAUACACUUUAUUCUGGAGGAUUCUGUGCACGCAGAGAAUCAUGAUUACGUUAAGAAAACAGAAGUGCCGAAGUCCACAGAUCCUGCACAACUGGGAACCAACGUAAACACGUUGAGCGUUCGGUCUAUGCCAGCCUGCCAGGUUUCUGUGAUUCCUAAAAAAAGACAGGCAGCCAGCCCACGUUUGAAUUCAAAACGAAUGAAACUGAUGAACGAUAAGGUUCCGCAACUAAGACACGAGUUUCAGCCGUUGCCAAUGGGUGUGAAAGUGGUCCAAAGUAAAGCGCUUAUCCUUCCCGACUCUCAAAAUAUCAGAACGAGUCAGACUGCAAAGACCAAACCCACGGAAAGUCCUCCCCAUCAUCAAGUCAACAUCACUCCAUCGCAAGAAUUCGCUGUCGGCAAUACACUGUUGGAAUGCUCCGAGCUUCAAGGUCUACUAGAUUCUAACGAUGUCAACGAUGGCAAGGUAAAUAAAGAAGAUCAUCCUGUUUCUGGCAGCGCUUGUACUUCGAAGCGCCUUGCCGCAUCCUCUCCUCAAAGCAGCGUUAUAUACCGCGAUCUUGAGCUAUUCAGUUUCUAUAAAUCGCUAACGCUAGAGCAAAUAAUUAAGUACCGGAUCGAAGGACCUCUACCAGGGGCCACUUAUCAGAAGGCGUUGGUCAAGAUCAACGAUAAGUUGUGCAAUGUCAGGGGUCCCCUGAUCUCCAGUCUUUUUCCCUACCUCUCAUCCACAUUGCGAUCUGAUCUGGAGCUGGUGCUCCAUGAUUUAGGAGAAUUCUUCUACAAACGCAGCUGGCCGGCACAUACGGAUGCCACAGUGGACUUUCGCAAACGGGUUUUAUUCGUAUUUAUGAACUUAAGCCCGAGAUUCGCGCCCUUUUCCAUUAAGUUCGAUAAUGAAUCCAGGGAAUGGGGUACCUGCAUCGAAGCCAAUGUGGGUGAUAAGUCAUUGGACCAACGAGACACUACCUUCAACGCAGAAGAGCUUAUCAAGCCAAACAUUCUGAACAGUAUCGAACAGUUAAAAUGUAAAUUGGUUACUUAAUAUUCACCGAAUUAUUAUAUGGUAUUAUUUAUUAUACAAAUUUUUUACUUGAAUAAAUAUAUUUUAACGUUGCCU
Drosophila melanogaster (fruit fly) is the source of this 5812-nucleotide messenger RNA. RefSeq names its product telomere ends associated (gene tea). The transcript has 11 exons. Gene Ontology annotation, cellular component: chromosome, telomeric region; nucleus; chromosome. The record is from RefSeq and is marked reviewed. Lineage: Eukaryota; Metazoa; Arthropoda; Insecta; Diptera; Drosophilidae. The coding region runs from base 101 to 5737 and encodes 1878 amino acids.